AUGGGGUUCAAGCCUGCGGUGGCGGAGAGCGACUCGUUUGCGCAGGGGCGGCGGGGCGCGGCUUUCACCCAACCUGUGGAACCUGAUGAGGUUUUGAAGAUUAUGCCGGUGCAGAAGCGGACCCGAGUCGGCCAGCGCACCAGGUUCAAGGCGUUUGUUGCCAUUGGCGACUACAAUGGCCACGUCGGUCUGGGUGUUAAUUGCUCUAAGGAGGUGGCCAUUGCCAUCCGUGGGGCCAUCAUCCUGGCCAAGCUCUCCAUUGUCCCGGUCCGCAGAGGCUGCUGGGGGAACAAGAUCGGCACGCCCCACAUGGUCCCUUGCAAGGUGACAGGCCACUGCGGCUGUGUGCUGGUUCGCCUCAUCCCCACGCCCAGGGGCACUGGCAUUGUCUUGGCACCUGUGCCCCAGAUGCUGCUCAUGAUGGCUGGUGUCGAUGACUGCUACGGCUCAGCCAGGAGCUGCACUGCCACCCAGGGCAACUUCACCAAGGCCACCUUUGAUGCCAUCUCUAAGACCUACAGCCGCCUGACUCCCAGCCUUUGGAAGGAGAUGGUAUUCACCGAGUCUCCCUAUCAGGAAUUCACUGACCACCUUGUCAAGGCCCGCGCCAGAGUCUCUGUGCAGAGGACCCAGGCUCCAGCUGUGGCUACAACAUAGAGUUUUUAUACAAGAAUAAUAAAUUGAAUUAACUCUGAAAAACAAAAAUGUUACGAUAUACACGUUAUAUCUUAGUAGAACGGUUAGGCCGGAUCAGAAAGCUAAAUACCGCGCAUUCUCACUUGUAAGUGGGAGCUAAACGUUGAGUAUUUAGGGAGGGAAAGAUGGCGACAACAGA
This is a messenger RNA of Cebus imitator (Panamanian white-faced capuchin), 835 nucleotides long. Its product is annotated as 40S ribosomal protein S2-like. Gene Ontology annotation, molecular function: structural constituent of ribosome; RNA binding. NCBI's taxonomy places the organism in Eukaryota, Metazoa, Chordata, Mammalia, Primates, Cebidae. The record is from RefSeq and is a predicted model, not a curated record. The transcript is spliced from 2 exons. Gene Ontology annotation, cellular component: cytosolic small ribosomal subunit; ribosome. The coding region runs from base 1 to 657 and encodes 218 amino acids. Gene Ontology annotation, biological process: translation.